CAUUUUUGAGCUUCCACCUUGAACAAUCCCGCGAACCCGCCCGCCUAGCCGGCUCCGUCCACUCACUUUCGACUCGAUCGAUCGACCGAGUGUGUGGUGUCGUCGUCCGUCGCCCCCCCAACCACCAUCCACCCAACAUCACACACACCACACACCACACAACAACAAACCACCGACCAUGAACCGUCAGGUGGUUACCUCCACCCUAGGCCGGCGGGGUGUCGCCAGCACCAUUCUCAACGCCCAGCAGCAGCAGCGUCCCUUUUCCUCCACCACCACCCGAUGCGCCGCCGAAGACGAUAGUAAGAAGCCCGCUGCCGCUCCCUCUACUCCUCGCGCCGCCGCCCCCGGUCCCAUUAGCGCCAGCCGCCAAAAGUCCGAAGCCGCCGUCGGCAAGCUCACCCAGCUUCGCGGCUCCUUCACGUCCUUGACCAACGACAACUCCUUCCACAAGACCCUUCCCGCCGGUGCCCGCGACGCCCGCCGUCUCGCUGCCGCUCCCAUCGCCGGCAAGGGCGCUGGCGCUGGUGCCGUCGCUCCCCUCGGUGGUGGUGGUGGUGCGUCCGGCGCUCCCAAGGUCAUCAACGUCCGUUCCCUCAAGGGCACCCUCGGUUCUCGCGGUAGCAACAACAUCCCCGGCGCCGUCGCACCCGGCGCUGCUCUCCGUCCUCGCUUCGCCGCCGGUCCUGGUGCUGCUGCCGGUCGUCCGCGCUUCGGUGCUGCCGCUUCCCCCGGUGCCGGUCCCACUGGCGCAGCGCGUAGACCCCCCUUCGGAGCCCGGCGCGCCCGUCCCGCAGGCGACAAGAAACGCUCCGGAGGCUCAGGCGACAAGCGUCCCCGCGGCGACGACUACGACGCGCCCCCCACCGAAGAAGAGAAAGCCUUUUUGCGCGGGCUGGAACAAGGCAAAGUAACCGAAUACGUCCCCAAGCUCACGCCCGACACACUGCUGGGGUACGGUCCGCCCGUCGCAACCGACGCGGCGCUGGGGAAAGUGGAGUCGGCAAUGCGCACGAUGCGCAUCUUGGGCGGCGGGUUGCCGUUCAAUGACCAGUCGGGCGUCACGAGCGAUCCGACGGCUAUCAAGCAUCGGUACGUGCACGAGAAGAAACCCGUGUUCUUUUCAAGUGUGGAGGAGAAGGAGUGGGUGAGGGAGUCGUUGGAUAAGUUUGCGGUUAGUGAGGGGCCGGAGAAAAAGACAAAACAGAAGAUUCUGGAGACGAGCGUGCUGGGGAAGUAUGAGGAACCCAAGUAUGUGGAGAGUCUGACGGAGACGGUGAAGAUGGUGGAGAAGUAUCAGGGGGGAACGUUCAGUUAUGCACCGAGUGAUGCGGACAAGUUUAACAAGAAGUUGAACCAGUUGCUUGCUGCUGGUCUGCCGAGGGCGGCUCCGGCCCCGGCGCAGGCUCAGAAGAAGGCGUAGGUUGAGGAAAUUGAAAUGGGGGUGGAAGGGGGAGAGAAGGGUGGUGUAAAAACAGAUAGAAGAAGAAGGACUGAGGUGUAGAAGUGGUCCAGUUGUAACAUUAUGAAUACCCGUAUUGGCUGUCUUGUUGUGCCUGGGGGAAAAUAAGGGUAUGUGAAAGUCUUGUGUAGUAUCGUCAACUUGCUGCCUUGGUUGUGCUCAAAUCCUGGCAUGAUAUUUGGACUUCACUUCGAAAGACGUACUGCUCUUGUAGUCUGUCUUGCUAUGACAGAAACCUGACUAUCAACUGUUCUCAAAAAGCAACUAUCCUACUAGAUAGAAUCCGGAUAAUAGGUUUUACAGGUUACUCGGGUCCAGUCAUAACCAUUUCACAGUCUGUUAGCAAGUCAAGUACAUUAAAGUCUAGUAUAACCUUUGAAUCCACACGGUGAAUGUUGUUUUCAUUCACUCAUACAA
Messenger RNA from Neurospora crassa OR74A, 1879 nucleotides. RefSeq lists its product as hypothetical. The transcript has a single exon. NCBI's taxonomy places the organism in Eukaryota, Fungi, Ascomycota, Sordariomycetes, Sordariales, Sordariaceae. The coding region runs from base 179 to 1423 and encodes 414 amino acids. The record is from RefSeq and is a predicted model, not a curated record.